GGAAAUGUGACACAGAACUAUGUCCUGGGGCAGGCAGUGUUGAAGUCACACCCACUGCUGCAGGAGCUGACGCAGACGGUGCACCCAGCAGCUGCAGGCUGCUGACUGACAAGCCGUGCUCCUUUGAGUCUCCGGAGGCUGAAGCACACACGGUGCAUGUCCAGCAUAACCGCAUCCACCCGGCGUGCUCCCAUGCUGCACAGGGACAACAGGGACUCAGCGAUGCGGCUGCUCCUGGUUGGGAAGACUGGGGGGGGACGAAGUGCUACAGGGAACACCCUUCUGGGACGAUGUGCCUUCGAGUCCAAGCUGGCCACCAAGCCGGUGACCCUGAGCUGCCAGAAGGCAGACGGGCAUUGGAAUGGCCACGACAUCACGGUGAUCGACACGGCCAACAUCUUCUAUUUGUGGGAUGACAACGCUCAGGUGCACAAAGAAAUCUUGCACUGCAUCAAGCUGUCCUCUCCGGGCCCCCACGCAGUGCUGCUGGUCACCCAGCUGGGCCGCUUCACCCAGGAGGACCAGGAGGCUGUGCAGAGUGUGCAAGACAUCUUUGGAUCCGACGUCCUCAGAUACACGAUUGUCGUGUUCACCCGUGGAGAAGAGCUGGUGGCGGGGUCCCUGGAUGACUACGUGAAAUACACUGACAACAAAGCUCUGCGUGAUGUGAUCCAGAGCUGUGAGUACAGAUACUGCGGCAUCAACAACCGGGCCAGAGGGGCUGAGCAGGACCAGCAGGUCCAGCAGCUGAUGGAGAAGAUCCAGCAAAUGGUGCAGGAGAAUGAGGGCAAGUUCUACAGCAAUGAGAUGUACCUGGAUCCCCAUUUAAUGGAAGACAAGGUGAAGUAUCAUGUGAAGAAGUACAGAGAAGCUAGGAAAAGCAAAGAGCAGACCUGCUGGAGGAAAUACUGGAAAUGUCUCGCCGUUGUUGGGGGGGGUGUCGUUCUCGUGGUUGCGGUUCUCUCAUUUUUCCUUACCCCAGAGAAGCCAUGAAUUCCCAAAUGGCAGAAUCACAGAGCACUUGGGGCUGCAGACAUCUCUGGAGGGCACCGGCUUCACCCCCGCCCUUUGGGGUCUCCCAUCACCCACUGCCCUCGGUUGUGUCCCACUGUGUGUUGAACAUCUCCAGGGAAAGAGAUGUUGCUGCCUGGGGGAGAGUUAAUUUUCUUCAUUGAGGCUCAUGCAUUGCUGUAUUCUGGAUUUGUGAUGGAAUGCAUGGUGAUAGCAGUGUUCUGGUCGCCAUCAAGUGGUACUCACACAGAGCUCAGGGCUCUGCCAUCCUCAUGCUGCCCUGCUGGUGAGGGCUGGGGGUGAGGGAGCUGAGGGGACAGACCUAAGGGAUGUCCUAUGCCAUAUGGUGUCGUGCUCGGUGAUAAAACUGGGGAAAGAAGGAAGGGGGACAUUGAGACUACUGAUGUUUGUCUUCAUGACAAAUGAGACACAUGAAGAGCCUGGCUUUCCUGGGAGUGGUUGAACAAGUGUUUGCUGAUGGGAAGUACUCCAUGCAUUCCUUGUUUUGCUGUGCUUGCGCGUGUGGCUUUUGCUUUACCCAUUAAACUGUCUUUAUCCCAA
This is a messenger RNA of Meleagris gallopavo (turkey), 1572 nucleotides long. The record is from RefSeq and is a predicted model, not a curated record. Lineage: Eukaryota; Metazoa; Chordata; Aves; Galliformes; Phasianidae.